Micromonas pusilla CCMP1545 is the source of this 627-nucleotide messenger RNA. RefSeq lists its product as uncharacterized. The transcript has a single exon. Gene Ontology annotation, cellular component: intracellular anatomical structure. Bases 1 to 627 code for a protein of 208 amino acids. The record is from RefSeq and is a predicted model, not a curated record. NCBI's taxonomy places the organism in Eukaryota, Viridiplantae, Chlorophyta, Mamiellophyceae, Mamiellales, Mamiellaceae.
AUGCCGUGGGGAAAGAAGAGCGCGCGCGCGGGCUCGACCGCGAACGCGAGGGCUUCGAAGGAGGAGCUCAUCGCGAACCUGGGCCUGAUCCCGCACCCCGAGGGCGGGUUCUUCUGCGAGACCUACCGAAGCGGCUGCGCGCCGAUGGCGAGCAAAGGGCUGACGGACUUGAUGGGAAACAUGAUGACCACGACGCGAGGCCCGACGCCGGAGCGCAACGUCAUGACGAGCAUCUACUACAUGCUCACCCCGGAGCACGACUUCCAGGCCUGGGUCGUGAACGCGUCCGACCACGUGCACUACCACCACGCGGGAGGCACGUUCGUGUAUCACAUCGUCUCCCCGAACGGGACGUACUACACCCGGCGGUGCGGCGGGUGCGUCGCGAACGGGGACGAGCCGCAGGUUGUCGUCCCCGGCGGGUCGUUCAAAGCCGUUCGCCUCGAGGAAGGGUUCGAGUUUGGGAUCAUCGGCGAGGGCGUCGCCCCGGGGUUCGACUUCCGGGAUUUUAAGUUCGUGACCGAGGAGGAGCUGAAGGGGAGGAGCGCGGAAGCGCACGCGGCGGCGGCGGACUUGGUGAAGAAAGAGCCCGAGGACGUCAAGUUCCAGAGUUUCUACGAGGACUGA